GAGGCUGCGCCUAUACCACCGGCAUUCCCAGUAUGCACCGCGGCCACACCAGCGAAAAAAUACUCCGGUAACUGGCAAGGGCCGACUAAAAGGAGAUCUUAACGGAUAGCUAACUACUUGUUCGUUUAAAAGUAGAAUAACGUAUAUUGCUAAUAUGGCGGACAACGAAAAACUGGACAACCAAAGGCUGAAGAAUUUCAAAAAUAAAGGUCGCGAUUUGGAGACUAUGAGAAGACAAAGAACUGAAGUGGUUGUAGAACUGAGAAAGAGCAAACGGGAUGAGCACCUCCUGAAGAGGAGGAAUGUGCCCCAGGAAGACAUCUGCGACGACUCGGAUGUCGAUGGAGAUUUCAGAUCGCAAAACACCUCUUUAGAAGCAAUAGUACAAAAUGCCACCAGUGAUAACCAAGGGAUUCAGCUAAGCGCAGUGCAGGCUGCUAGGAAGCUGUUAUCGAGUGACCGCAACCCACCUAUUGAUGACUUGAUAAAGUCUGGCAUUUUACCCAUACUGGUUCACUGUCUGGACCGGGAUGACAAUCCAUCUCUCCAGUUUGAGGCAGCCUGGGCUUUGACCAACAUCGCCUCGGGAACCUCGGAGCAGACUCAGGCUGUGGUGCAGUCCAAUGCUGUCCCGUUGUUCCUAAGGCUGUUGCACUCUCCUCACCAGAAUGUGUGCGAGCAGGCUGUGUGGGCUCUGGGUAAUAUCAUCGGUGAUGGGCCCCAGUGCAGAGACUACGUGAUCAGCCUGGGCGUGGUGAAGCCACUGCUGUCCUUCAUCAGCCCCUCCAUCCCCAUCACCUUCCUCCGCAAUGUCACCUGGGUCAUGGUCAACCUGUGCCGCCACAAGGACCCCCCACCCCCCAUGGAGACCAUCCAGGAGAUUCUGCCUGCUCUGUGUGUGCUGAUUCACCACACGGAUGUGAAUAUCCUGGUGGACACCGUGUGGGCUCUGUCCUACCUGACGGAUGCAGGCAACGAGCAGAUCCAGAUGGUCAUUGACUCAGGCAUCGUCCCACACCUGGUGCCCCUCCUCAGCCACCAGGAGGUCAAAGUUCAGACUGCCGCUCUGCGAGCUGUGGGGAACAUCGUGACCGGGACGGACGAGCAAACCCAGGUGGUCCUGAACUGUGACGCCCUCAGCCACUUCCCAUCUCUGCUCACACACCCCAAGGAGAAGAUCAACAAGGAGGCAGUGUGGUUCCUGUCAAACAUCACUGCAGGUAACCAGCAGCAGGUACAGGCCGUGAUCGAUGCCAACCUGGUGCCCAUGAUCAUCCUGCUCCUUGACAAGGGUGACUUUGGCACUCAGAAGGAGGCUGCCUGGGCCAUAAGUAACCUGACAAUAAGUGGCCGGAAGGACCAGGUGGCCUAUCUUAUCCAACAGCAGGUCAUUCCGCCGUUCUGCAACCUGCUGACGGUGAAGGACGCCCAGGUGGUCCAGGUGGUGCUGGACGGGCUCAGCAACAUCCUCAAGAUGGCGGACGACGAGGCAGAGACCAUCGCCAACCUGAUCGAGGAGUGCGGAGGUUUGGAAAAGGUGGAACAGCUGCAGAACCAUGAGAACGAGGACAUCUAUAAACUGGCCUAUGAAAUUAUCGAUCAGUUCUUCUCUUCCGAUGAUAUCGAUGAAGACUCCAGCUUGGUCCCAGAAGCCAUCCAGGGUGGAACGUACGGGUUCAACUCCUCCACCAACGUGCCUGCGGAAGGGUUCCAGUUCUAGACAGCGUCGGAACGUCUGGAGAUUUGUUGGCGAUGCAGCACUCUGUUCAACAUAAAAAAUAAUUAGGAGAGAAAGCGAGCGAGAGAGAGAGAGAGAGAGCGAGAGUGUGAAAGAAAUUAGAUCCAUUGUGCUUGGCUCAUGGGAUCCAUAGCUGCAUCUAACCCGAGAGAAAUUGUGUGGAUUUCGUUUGGCAUUCCGAGGAAAGAGGUCCAAAUGAGGUUUUGAGACGGCGAGUGAGUGCGAGUGAGUGGCUACUAUAUGUUGCAAAAAUCAACCAUCUACACUGAAUGCGUUGAGAGACAUUUCGUGGAAAAACUUCACACACAACAAAAAGUUACCAGACGUGUCUAUUACAAGUUUUUCAACAAACAAACAAAAACCACACAGGAGGCGAGUCGAACAGAUCUGUCGAAACCUCUUGGGGGAAGAACCAAGACAUCACAACCGAUCCAAUCUGGAGGCAAGACGCGACGCAACAAAAAAAAAACUUCACGUUGACAUGAAUCUAUAAAAACUGGACGAACUUGAGACAAAAAAAAAACCACAAACCAAACCACAUCACACCUUCUGAGGUUUCCUAGACCCGAGGGGAGGGGCCACCCUGGAUAGGCUCCUCCCCCUCCAUGGCCACGCUGCGAGACUUGUGUAUGAAUGGACUCAUUAAUGCGUAUGAAUGGACUCGGUGAAGAUGAGGCAGAUCUCAUCUCCUCUAGUGAAACCCUCCACGGAUACUUGGGCCGCCUCCCUCCACCGACGCGGGCCCCGGAGUCCAGCGGUACCCGCAUGUGUCGCGUGUGCUCGAGAAAUAAACAAAAACAAAAAUGGACGAUUGGUGGUGUGUAUGCGCGUGACUGGGGUGUGUGCAAGGAGAGACCGGAUGGGGAACGCAUGCAGAGAGAGUCAACGUUUGAAAAGCGAAACAAAAAAAAAAAGAGAAGGAAAGAUCGCAAAACAUAAAAAAAAACAAAUGAGGAAAAUAAAAUAACGAUGUAAUACCAAGAAAUACAAAACAGGAGUGGAAGAUGUGGAGAAGAAGGGUAUUUAAAAAAAGAAAAAGAAAAAAAAAGUGGAAAACCAUUUGUCUGUGAAAGGAGAAGGCUGAUCUAAUCGAAGUCCUGGAGAGGAAAAAAUGACACCUCUUUUAUCAGCUACAACAUUGACUUUAAACAACGACGUCAUCACAACUUUUGUUUUUUCUUUUUAAUUCAUGAGUUAGUAUUAAAUCAACACUGGACAGUGCUGUUGGACAGACAGACAGACGGUAGAGCCGUUGUGGUGGUUCCGGGGGCUGGCUAAAGGCCCCAGUGUGUACCUUUUUAUUUCCCUUUUUAUUUCUCAGCUUUUAUUUUUUUCAACGCUUGUGUAGAAGUGGACAUUGACGCAUCAUCUAUGCCCCUCCCCCCCCACACCCCUGCACCCCGCCCCCUACCUCUGCACCCCAUAUUAAUUUGAUGCUGUGAAGUCUAUGACAUCACCUUUACCAACCAAACGACUUGUUUUCCUUCCUGCAUGGCAAAUUUCAUUUGUUUUCCUUUUUCUCUUUUGGUUUCCUUGGAGCAAAAGUGACUGUAUUGUUGCCAUAGCUUUCAGCUUACAAAAUAUCACAGGGGGGAGGGAUGACGAGAUAUGGCCAUUUUGUGUAACUUUGUGGAACAUAAUCUUUGCAUGUGCUAAACUACAGCAUAGUUACUUCUAGGGGUUUUUAGUUUUGUUAGGGCUUUGUACACAGUGUAAUAUUUUCAUUUUUAGUCAACUGUGCUGUUGAAAUGUCCCACGUCUCUUCUGUUCCUCUCCCCUCAUCACCCCCCCCCACCCCACUCCCAAGCCCCUUUCCCUUCCAGACUUAGUUUCUGAUUUCACAAGUUCUGAACAAUUUUUUUGCACAUGUACGGACGACUGAGAGGCCUCAAGUCACACAAAAAGGUGGUGGUGUGGUUAGAUUUCAUGAUAAAAAAAAAAAUACAACCAACACCGCCGUCUAUAUGCAUUAUACAAUUACAAUCUUAAUUUUAUACCUAGAUGAACUAGCCAGAGCUAACCCAUACUGAGCCAUGCCAGUGGAGUAACAGUGGAAGAAAUGAAGAAAAAAAACAACAAAAACAAAAAAAAAAAAACACAAAGAAAAUAUUUUCCUCGACCUAGUGAUAGGCCUGCCUCGUUUUUUUCUUUUCUCUGUGUUUUUUUUUUUUUUUUGACAGUGCCCCUUCCUCAGGGGAUGCUGCUGAGCGUUGGCAAGGUGAAGAGGCUUCCCACACGCCUGGCUCUCCAGAAGUAGUGUGGUGCCUUCUUUUCUAGAGCACAAAAAAAAACAUGCAUGUACAAAAAAAUGUGCUGUACUUAAAUACAUCCCCAGAGUUCCAGUCCCCCCCCCCCCCCCCACCCCCACCCCUCCCUGUAGGACGCCCCCAUACCCUUUUGUUUGUGUUUUAAAACCUUCAGAACACUGUAGAGAUGGAUUACACUUUGUGUGGUCAUAACCUUCUGUUGGACAUAGGGUCAUAUUUUUUGGCAGCAUUCCUUGUUAGCAACGUUUCCAAGAAAUUGGUGUAGAGGAAGAGCUGGUUUGCUUAACCUGUUGGAUUUUGGCUACAGGCUAGGUUGUCUUUGGUGAAAAUAAAUAUUGAAGCGCUA
Clupea harengus (Atlantic herring) is the source of this 4351-nucleotide messenger RNA. RefSeq names its product karyopherin subunit alpha 4 (gene kpna4). Gene Ontology annotation, molecular function: protein binding; nuclear import signal receptor activity. Gene Ontology annotation, biological process: protein import into nucleus. The record is from RefSeq and is a predicted model, not a curated record. Lineage: Eukaryota; Metazoa; Chordata; Actinopteri; Clupeiformes; Clupeidae. Gene Ontology annotation, cellular component: cytoplasm.